This is a messenger RNA of Arabis nemorensis, 825 nucleotides long. The record is from the annotation of a GenBank genome assembly. Lineage: Eukaryota; Viridiplantae; Streptophyta; Magnoliopsida; Brassicales; Brassicaceae.
AUGCAUACUUGCCGUGAUUUCAUCAAUAAGGACAUUGCUAGAUGUGAAGAGGAGUCUAAGAAAUCAGCUGCUUCGACAUCUUCUGAGCAACUCAGUAUCGAAGAGUUGGAGCUACGCUUCAAGCUUCUUCGAGAAAAUAGUGAGUUGCAGAGAUUGCAUAAGCUCCUUGUGGGAGGUAAAGUCCUGACAGAUGAUGAAUUCUGGGAUACAAGAAAGGAAUUACUUUGUAACGAUUCCAUCAGAAAGUGGAAACAACAGGUUGGGCUCAAGAACGUGAUGAUUUCUGGAAUCAAACCAUCUACUGAUGGGCAGUUUUCUUCACUCUGGCUCUUUCAGACUAAUAAGGUGACAUUUAACUUAACCCCUGAGAUAAUCUUUCAGAUUUCUGCUGAGAAGCCAGCUGUUCGGCAAGCAUUCAGAAAUUAUGUACCGAGUAAGGACUCUCGUGAUUACUUUGAAUCUCAACAAGGAAACGUCCUCAAUGAGCCUAGAGGAGGAUCAGGGGCACCAAAGAGAAAUAUACAUGAAGCUUAUACGAUGCUAAAAAGGUCCAUUUCGGAGAUUACAACUACAGGAUUAAGCGAUCCAUUGAUUAAACCUGAAGUUGCCUUCGAGGAUGCACGGGAAUGGCAAGUGGCUCAUCAAGGGGCUAAGGAAAAUUGCAAAGCUCCGUCCAAGCCUCGCACACAAGGACCAGACCGUAACGUCUUACUCGGCGUGGAAUGCGGCUUCUUUGGAGAAUUACGAACCAGAGCAACACCACUUUGUAUCAGGGUUCCUCCUCGCACAGGUUCGUCGCCUCAGCACUCGUUGCUGAAGGUUUAG